Messenger RNA from Rotaria sp. Silwood2, 336 nucleotides. NCBI's taxonomy places the organism in Eukaryota, Metazoa, Rotifera, Eurotatoria, Philodinida, Philodinidae. The record is from the annotation of a GenBank genome assembly.
AUGAAACAAAAUACUGAUAAUCAACGAAAUUCAUGUUUAAAAUACAUAAAACAAGAAAUGAUUAUGUUUGAUACACUUGAUAGUGAUACACAAUUGAAGAGCAACAACAAUAAAUCGACAAGAAAAACAUCUGAUGAAGUAAAUAGAACUCUUCGAAUAAUGCAGCAAUAUUAUGAACAAGAAGAUGAACAAAAUGAUUUACCAACAUCAACAGCUGCAAUGCAUCAAUCAGAGAUCGACAACUAUUUAAAAUUUGGAAUAGAUAAAUUAAACGAAUCAUGCAACUCAAACUCGUCUUCUUCAGCUGAUCAAGAGUAUAAUCCACCACACUUUUGA